CCAUUGGCUAGCACAUUAAGGUUCGUACGUCCUCGUCCUGCCUUCCAGUCACCAAACUGACUCAUUUCUUAGCCAUAUAUUUCUACAACUACAUAACAAAGAUGCCUUCCACAUCGCACCUCCGCCUACAAACCCACUUUGAGCCGUUCUCUGCUGAGACCACUGCCUCCCGCUACAUCUCAUCGCCGCCCCAGAAGAAGCAGAAGAUGUCUCUCACCCAGACCUACUACAUCGCCGCCUCUGCCCGCUCCAAGCUGGGCAAGGAAGCCUGCAGGUCCGACCACGACCUCCGCCUUCUUGUCGGACACGCCAACCUCCUCGACAGCCUCAUGAUCGAACUUCAAGACGCCGAGCGCCAGCAAGAAGCAUGGUUCAACCAGACCAUGGCUAAGACCUCCAAGGUUGAGGAGCCCCGACACAUCCAGUGGGCCGACAGCAUCGCUGAGGAGGACGACGAGUCCGACUCUGACUCCGAGUCUGACUUCGAUGACGACUUCGACAUGAUCCCUAUGCCCCGCCGCAUCGCACAAGCACCCAUCCAGAUCUCCACAGUUGAGCUUGACUUGGAUGAGGAUGAGGAGGAGUACUACGACGACAUGGAGGAUGACGCUGAGCUCACUCUCACUCGUGUCCCCUCGCAAAUCCAAUCACCACCCGAGCUCGUCUAUGAGGAGGACUCCGAGGACGAGUCGCCGCCUACAUCGCCGCCCACUGCAUCGCUCGAAUUCUCAGAGAAGGAGGCUUUGCUCACAACAACAUUCUACGCCAGCAAGACACCAUCGAAAUACCUCGAAGACGACGAGCCGCUAUUCAUGGAUACAAAUGCUUCUCUCAUCUCAAGUUACUAAGUUGCCUCGGCGACCUUGUGAUUUGUUUUUGCAUUUGAUCCAGCAUUUUAGCGAGCGAGUCCUUUUCAGCGUGGCAUUUUCGAGCAUUAUACCUAUUUUCUUUUUCUUAUUACUGCAGUACAACUGCAAUGAAGCAUGGACGGAACGAACUCUACUCAGAUCUACGGAAUUUUAUAUAAGAGUAUGGAUUGGGAAACUGGUCGCAGGGCGCGGUAUGAGCUCUCCCCCAUAUUGGCUGGUUGAGACUCCCCCUUGCAAUAGCUAGAGCUAUCAAUCAAAGUGAUCAUCUCAUCAAAA
Messenger RNA from Boeremia exigua, 1145 nucleotides. RefSeq lists its product as uncharacterized. The record is from RefSeq and is a predicted model, not a curated record. The transcript has a single exon. The coding region runs from base 102 to 848 and encodes 248 amino acids. NCBI's taxonomy places the organism in Eukaryota, Fungi, Ascomycota, Dothideomycetes, Pleosporales, Didymellaceae.